AUGGCAUUCGAGGCCGCACAAAAUAAUCUGAGCAUCCUAAAGACCACCACAUAUCGAUAUCUCAGUUGUAUGUCGGCUUUUUUCUGUCGAGGUAGCCUUCUAGAGGAGCAACGUGUGUCUCAGUCUGUGGGUGAGGCUUUUGUCAUGAAGAUCCGCAACAUGCCUCGUGCCAAGUAG
Molecule: messenger RNA, 177 nt
Organism: Plasmopara halstedii
Lineage: Eukaryota; Oomycota; Peronosporomycetes; Peronosporales; Peronosporaceae
Exons: 2
Coding region: 1-177 (58 amino acids)
Source: RefSeq, a predicted model, not a curated record